ACGCCCGAGCCCGCGCUCGCAGUUUCAGCGACUGGGGAAGGGAGUUGAGGAAGGAGUUGGGGUCCGAGUGUGGGCAGUCCGGGUGCAGCCAGACCGAGCUGGGUCGGGCAUCCAGGUAAUAAUUUCAAGAUGCCCGGACGUUCCAGUUCCAGUUCAGGUUCAACUGGUUUUAUAUCCUUCAGUGGUAUAGAAUCUGCUCUCUCCUCUUUGAAAGACUUCCAGUCCUGUAUCAGCUCUGGAAUGGAAACAGCUUCUAGUGUUGCCUUUGAUCUCGUGGAAACUCAGACUGAAGUGAGUAGUGAAUACAGUAUGGACAAGGCAAUGGUUGAAUUGGCCAUGAUGGAUCGGGAACUAAGCCAUUAUGUAAAGGCUGUUCAAUCUGCAAUAAGUCAUGUAAAAGAAGAACGUCCAGAAAAAGUACCAGAUCUAAAAUUAUUAGUGGAGAAGAAAUUUUUGGCUUUACAGAAUAAGAAUUGUGAUGCAGACUUUCAAAAUAAUGCAAAAUUUGUACAGUUUAAACAACAGCUGAAAGAACUAAAGAAGCAAUAUGGUCUUCAAGCCGACAGAGAGGCUGAUGGAACAGAAGGAGUUGAUGAAGAUAUGAUUGUAACCCAAAGUCAGACCAACUUCAUCUGCCCCAUUACACAGGUGGAAAUGAAGAGGCCGGUGAAAAAUAAAGUGUGUGGCCACACCUAUGAGGAGGAAGCCAUUGUGCGCAUGAUUGAGUCCAAGCACAGGCGGAAGAAAAAGGCCUGUUGCCCCAAAAUUGGCUGUAGCCACACGGAUGUGAGAAUGUCUGAUCUCAUCCAGGAUGAAGCACUCAGAAGGGCCAUUGAGAGCCACAACAAGAAGAAAAAUCGUCCAUCCGAGUAGGAAAAGCACACCUCCCUGCAGGGAUGUCCGCAGCCUACCUCCUACCCCAGCCGCCUGGAGACAGCAGUGUUUCUCAGAGCACCUUGACUGGCUGCAUAGCGUACUUUGUUGGGGUAAAACUUGAGAGUUUUAAGUGUAAUUGGAAGCCUUUUUCUAUGUCACAGCAAAAAUCCAAGCAUAUGAUAUUGUUUAUUUUUGAGUGUUCUAUAAUUUUAAAUAAAACUUUGAUUAUCUGCA
This is a messenger RNA of Callorhinus ursinus (northern fur seal), 1110 nucleotides long. It is a transcript of the gene NSMCE2, whose product is annotated as NSE2 (MMS21) homolog, SMC5-SMC6 complex SUMO ligase. Gene Ontology annotation, cellular component: Smc5-Smc6 complex; nucleus. Gene Ontology annotation, molecular function: SUMO ligase activity; ubiquitin-protein transferase activity; zinc ion binding. NCBI's taxonomy places the organism in Eukaryota, Metazoa, Chordata, Mammalia, Carnivora, Otariidae. Gene Ontology annotation, biological process: double-strand break repair via homologous recombination; protein ubiquitination; protein sumoylation. The record is from RefSeq and is a predicted model, not a curated record.